Molecule: messenger RNA, 2392 nt
Organism: Solanum stenotomum
Lineage: Eukaryota; Viridiplantae; Streptophyta; Magnoliopsida; Solanales; Solanaceae
Product: serine carboxypeptidase 1-like
Exons: 14
Coding region: 1-2316 (771 amino acids)
Biological process (GO): proteolysis
Cellular component (GO): vacuole
Molecular function (GO): serine-type carboxypeptidase activity
Source: RefSeq, a predicted model, not a curated record
AUGGAAAGAUUCCCAGAAUAUAAACACCGUGAUUUCUACAUUGUUGGGGAGAGUUAUGCUGGUCACUACGUACCUCAACUUGCUCAGUUAAUCCUAUCUCACAAGAAAACAAAACCCAACCUUGUCAUCAACUUGCAAGGAAUAGCUACUGGAAAUGCCCUCCUGGACGAUGAAACAUGGAAUAGUGGUUCAUACGACUUUUAUUGGACGCACGCACUAAUAUCAGAUGAAGUCCAUGAAGGAAUUGUCAAGAAUUGCAACUUCUCGACAGAAACGUCUACCUCAGAAGCUUGUGACAAGUACACAAGCGAAGCAGAUUCAUGUCAAGCCAAUAUAUAUAGUUAUAACACAUAUUCCCAACUCUGCAACUCCUCUACCUAUACUUCCCUUCCUAUAGAUGGAUUUGAUCCAUGCUCAAAUGAUUACGUAGACAAUUACCUAAACACUAUUGAAGUGCAAAAGGCACUUAAUGUCAGAGAUAUACCCCAUUCCUGGGAAUCUUGCAGUACUGACAUAGGCGGCUAUUGGCAAGACUCUCCCGAUACUGUUCUACCAAUCUUCCAAGAACUCAUCCAAAGUGGCAUCAGAGUUUGGAUUUAUAGUGGAGACAUAGAUCAUAUUUUGUCUGUAACGACAAGUAGAUAUGCUAUCAACAAAAUCAAAACACCAGUCAAAACGGCAUGGUACCCGUGGUCCUUCCAUGGGGAGGUUGGUGGUUACGCAGUGGAAUACCUGAACUUGACAUUCGUGACGGUCAGAGGAGCAGGACAUCUCGUGCCAAGCUAUCAACCUGGCCGUGCAUUGACCAUGUUCUCGUCCUUCAUCAAUGGCACACUCCCUCCUGGAAGGAAGAGAAUGAAUAUUUCCUCUGUUUUAAGUCUUUUUCUAAUUUUUUGCUACCUAAGUGCCCAACAAUGUUACGCAGGGGAAGUAGAUGUUCUACGCGAAUUUCUCAAGGCUCGACGGGUAAAAACAACAAAUGUUAUUAGACAUGGUGUAGCGGUUGCUGAGAAACAGAAAUCAGUGUCAGAAUUCAAAGUGCCACAGGUAGGAUCAAAGGAAAAUGACAAGAUAUCGGCAUUGCCAGGGCAACCAAGUGGGAUCAAUUUUGCUCAAUAUUCAGGAUAUGUGACUGUUAAUGCUGAUAAUGGUAGAGCCCUCUUCUAUUACUUGGCAGAAUCGUCUGCUGAUCCUACUACAAAGCCUCUUGUUUUGUGGCUAAAUGGAGGACCUGGUUGCUCUUCAUUCGGAAAUGGAGGGAUGGUGGAACUUGGACCAUUCCGUGUCAAUAAAGACGGGAAAACCUUGUGGCUCAAUCAAUUUGCCUGGAACAAUGUGGCAAAUGUCCUGUUUUUAGAAUCACCAGCUGGUGUUGGAUUCUCUUAUUCUAAUACAUCAUCAGAUUAUACUACUGGAGAUGAAAAGACUAGACAAGACAGUUUCACCUUUCUCGUCAAUUGGAUGGAGAGAUUCCCAGAAUAUAAAAACCGUGACUUCUACAUUGUUGGGGAGAGUUAUGCUGGCCACUACGUGCCCCAACUCGCUCAGCUGAUCUUAUCCCACAAGAAAUCAGAACCCAACCUCGUCAUUAACUUGCAAGGAAUAGCUACCGGAAAUGCCCUCCUCGACGAUGAAACUUCAAACAGUGGUUCAUACGACUUUUAUUGGUCACACGCACUAAUAUCAGAUGAAGUUCAUGAAGGAAUUGUCAAGAAUUGCAACUUCUCAACAGAAACGACUACCUCGGAAGCUUGUGAUCAGUACACAAGCGAAGCAGAUUCAUGUCAAGCCAAUAUAUAUAAUUAUAACACAUAUUCCCAACUCUGCAACUCUUCUGCCUAUACUUCCCUUCCUAUAGAUGGAUUUGAUCCAUGCUCAGCUGAUUACGUAUUUAAUUACCUAAACACUGCUGAAGUGCAGAAGGCACUCAAUGUCAGAGAUAUACCCCAAUCCUGGGAAUCUUGCAGUGAUAUCAUAGGCAUCUCUUGGGAAGACUCCCCACAUACUGUUCUACCAAUCUUUCAAGAGCUGAUGCAAAAUGGUAUUAGAGUUUGGAUUUAUAGCGGAGACAUAGAUCAUAUUUUGCCUGUAACGACAAGUAGAUAUGGUAUCGACAAAAUCAAAACACCAAUCAAAACGGCAUGGUACCCAUGGUUCUUCCAAGGGGAGGUUGGUGGUUAUGCAGUAGAAUACCAGAACUUGACAUUCGUGACAGUACGUGGAGCAGGACAUUUCGUGCCAAGCUAUCAACCUGGCCGUGCAUUGACCAUGUUUUCAUCCUUCAUCAACGGGACACUCCCUCCUGGUUUCAAUUAAACAGAAGAUACAUUGUGAAAAAGGGAUUGCUGGUUUCAUAUGGAAUAAAUUUUGUAGAAUUAACUAGUUAUUUCAU